GAUUAAGGCACAAGCAUAUAGCAAGUGCGUGUUUUUCUUUGCACUCUGGUAUCUGUUUUUUACACAAUGGGAGCAUCUGAGAGCUCACAACAUGAUCAGGCUAACGCCCAACCAUCUAAUGAGAAACCCUCCACACUAACCUCGAAAAACUCUGAAGAAGGCCACACUAAUCCGAUCCCGGAUGCAAUUUCUCAGAGAAGGACAGAAUUAGGAUCAGAACUAAAGCCACCUCCUCAUAACUAUGAAGCCAUUGUAAAAGAUGCGGCCAUUGACAAGUCCUCAACUGAAAAGCUUUACCAGCAGCUCUACACUGGAGUGUUACUUAACCAAAAGAAACAGAAGUAUUGGGUGGACAAGAAGUCCCAUGCCAACUGUUUCAUGUUGUAUGCGAGGAGUCUUUCAAUAACUUGGAGCGAAGACAGACGUUUCUGGCACUGGCCUUAUGACAGUGAAAGUGAUGGUGUGUUCGUCGAUGUUGCUGAAUUGCUAAACGUAUGCUGGCUAGAAGUGUAUGGGAAACUCGAGGCAUCAAUGCUUUCACCUGGGGUGCUGUACGAAUUUGCUUUCGUGGUCAUGUUAAAAGAUCCUGCAUAUGGAUGGGAAGUUCCAGUAAACCUGAGGCUUACUCUUCCCGAUGGAACUAAACAAGAACACAAAGAAAAUUUGAUGGAAAAGCCAAGAGGAAGGUGGAUAGAGAUUGUCAUAGGCGAAUUUAUGGCCUUGCAGGAUAAACCUGGAAAGAUUGAGUGUUCUUUAUUUGAAUAUGAAGGUGGAAAGUGGAAGAAAGGCUUGCUUAUUAAAGGGGUGGCAAUCAGGCCAAAAGCAUCUAUCAAGGUCUAGAACGUCUAAUAUUCAUGCUUUUUCGCAUGUAGCUCUUACAUGUACUUGGCUUUUGGCUUGGCCAUGGGAGCCCUUUGUUUUAAGAUGUAAUGAAUAAGGAUCUGUGGGAAGCUGCUAGCUAGACAAUAGUCGAUCAGAUGUAUUCUCAUAGUAUCUAAAGUGUGUAUUUAUAUUAUUAUCGCAACAUAUAACUGGGGCGGUUUCUGAGACCCUUCUUUUUCCUGAA
Messenger RNA from Daucus carota subsp. sativus, 1066 nucleotides. Its product is annotated as lectin. NCBI's taxonomy places the organism in Eukaryota, Viridiplantae, Streptophyta, Magnoliopsida, Apiales, Apiaceae. The transcript has 3 exons. Bases 67 to 840 code for a protein of 257 amino acids. The record is from RefSeq and is a predicted model, not a curated record.